Hyaloperonospora brassicae is the source of this 1455-nucleotide messenger RNA. The record is from the annotation of a GenBank genome assembly. Lineage: Eukaryota; Oomycota; Peronosporomycetes; Peronosporales; Peronosporaceae.
AUGGUACUCACUGUAGGAGCAGACGACGAUCGCGCUUUCCAAGUGACGCUGUCGUUCGUAAACGAGUGGGAGCUCGAGGGCGAAGAGGACGUGGGCAACGCAGUGGUUGCGUUAAAGACGAGGGCUAUGUCGCCACGUGAAGGCACAGAGGCGAUGGGAUCCAGCGGCACUGAUUCGUGCGUACCCAUUGGGCUCACGACGGCAUGUGGGGCGUCGCAUGGCUACGCGCCAGCAAUGACGUGUGGGGGAGACGGAGCGCAUCGCGAAGAGAAAAAGAGGACACGACGACGGACGACAACAGAGAUGCAGGAGCUGAAGAAGCUGUUGCGGGACACGGGGAUCAGUCCGAACGUCCAGUGGCGAGACAGUCGACUCGAGCUUUCGUAUCUUCACGAGAGCGUCGAGAAGCUUCAGCUCGAGCUGCAGGUUCUGCAGAGUCGAUCGUGUCGACAAAAAGUAGCUGCGGGGUCGCCACGUGAACGUACAGGCGCUAUGAAGGCCGUGCAAGAGAUGCCGAGAGUGUGGGGUGACGUUUCGGCCCGACAGCACCGGCGACGCAAAGGGAGCGAGCGUGAAAACGCCCGUUUGAGACUGGCCGUGCAACAGCAGCAAGAGACGGCGCAGUGGAUGCAAAGCUUGGUGCAAAAGCGCGCGGGUCACUUGAUGAGCGAGUGCUCUUCUUUCAUGGACUUGAACGCCCCGAAGCAACCGUUCGGCCGCAUGCUAAGCUCUCCGUGCGAUGACGCAGGCAACUUUUCGCUUUUGUUUCGUCACCUUGAGACGGCACGUCGCGAGAUGGAUGCCGUGUUUGCUUCCAACGGUCUGGCGAACAUGGUGCUGACUCCGAGCGACGUACACCUUCGCGACGAUGUUAAGGGCAAAUACCUCGAAGCGUUCUCAAACAAGGUACUGCCCUUCGGGCUGCGCGCUGUGGCAGAAGCUACUUGGGACCACUUUAAGGGAGGGGAGAAACACUUGGGCAACGGCAAUAUCUACGAGAAGACAGCAAAGAGCCUUGAGGACCCGUACACGAUAAUGGAAGAGUUUACAAAAGAGAUGCACUCCAAGAACGCUCGAGCAGAUAUAAAGGCGCAACAGCUCGUUCGCCGCUACAUGGAGCCCGGUCGAGACAUUAUCAUCUGGGUGUCGGUGGCAAAGCCCGCCGAGAUUAAGCACAAGAUGCUGCGUGGUCUUACUUACCAUCUUCGGGGCUACGCCAUGACGAAGCGCUCGCCGGCAUCGACACCGGAACACGAGAUCUCGCAGUUGCAGUGUGUCUCGCUCAUCUCACUGGAACCAGAGGCUGAGGCCCUUCACGGCGCCGACACCGUGCGUGCUGUCACGAACUUUCUCAUCGUGACUGCAGCUCAAAAGAUGCAAGCCCAUCAAGACUGCAUCGAGAACGCCCUCGUGGACAAGCAACUGAGACGGCGAGGGAUCAUUACGUCCUCGUAA